AAAAUCGUCUCGACGCUUUGGCCUCGUAAACACUGGCGGCGCUGCGAGACACUCCUGGAUGAAAGCUUGGCACGAGGAGAGGAAGACAAUUAAUGGACACAAAGGAAGGAAGACCAAGGCGUAAAGACCCAAGAAGCGAUACAAAGCGUGGGAGGUCAACAGGAGAAGUAGAGGACCCUGAGGCGGAUCACUAGUUCUCCACGACCAUGGCCCGCGAGGGAGCUCUGUGGAUGGGCGAUCUUGCUGAUUAUAUGGAUGAAAACUUCAUCAUAGCAGCCUUCAGAGCCUUGGGUGAAGAAAAUGUCCAGAAUGUAAAGGUGAUGAAAAACAGAUAUACUGGCCAUCCUGCAGGAUACUGCUUUGUCAACUUUUCUUCAGAUCAAGCAGCCCUUACUGCCAUGCACAAGCUCAAUGGCAAAGUUAUUCCUCAUAGUCAGCCACCUGUUAGAUUUAAAUUGAACCACAGCAGCACCAGAGGAAAUAAUACAGACAAAGAAUAUUCUCUUUGGGUUGGGGACCUUACUCCAGAUGUAGAUGAUUUUGCCCUCUACAAGACAUUUGGCAGCAGAUACAAUAGCAUAAAAACAGCAAAAGUUAUUUAUGACCCAAAUGGACAGAGUAAAGGAUUUGCAUUUGUGAGGUUUUACUCAGAGGAAGAAUAUAAAGAUGCCCUCACCCACAUGAAUGGCUUCAAAGGUUUAGGCCAAAAACCUCUCAAAGUAAGCUAUGCUGUUCCAAAGAAGCAACACUACCCUGGAAUGAACCACAUGGGUGGAGAUUACAGUCAGUACUAUGAACAGUACUGGAACAAUUAUGCUGCAUGGCAAAACUAUGGGAGCUAUUAUGAACCGUAUGCUUCAUCUUACGGGGAUUACAAUGGCAGUUUGGAAGGGGGAAUGGGAGACUCAAAAGAAUCUUCAAAAGAAGAUUUUGAACCAGUUGACUGGAAUGUUCCCAUAGAUAUCAAGAAAACAAACAAAGAAUUCAUUGACAGAAGUGAAGAGCUGUGGCAAGCAAUAGAAAAGGCCCGUUGGAGUUUUUGGGAGGACAUUAAAGAUGAUGAGUAGAGAAAGAUCCUGAUUUUGUAAAAUAUGUGACAAAAAUAAUCUUCAUAUGUCUUUUAUACAAAUUGUCAGAAGUACAUGAUUACUUUUGAAAUAAAUGAUGAAUAAAGUUAUUUACCCUA
Messenger RNA from Eriocheir sinensis (Chinese mitten crab), 1186 nucleotides. It is a transcript of the gene Secp43, whose product is annotated as tRNA selenocysteine 1-associated protein 1-like. Lineage: Eukaryota; Metazoa; Arthropoda; Malacostraca; Decapoda; Varunidae. The transcript has 7 exons. Bases 207 to 1067 code for a protein of 286 amino acids. Gene Ontology annotation, molecular function: RNA binding. The record is from RefSeq and is a predicted model, not a curated record.